Messenger RNA from Alternaria incomplexa, 2331 nucleotides. RefSeq lists its product as uncharacterized. The record is from RefSeq and is a predicted model, not a curated record. Gene Ontology annotation, molecular function: single-stranded DNA binding; DNA replication origin binding. Gene Ontology annotation, cellular component: replication fork protection complex; nucleus. Gene Ontology annotation, biological process: DNA replication; DNA replication initiation. The transcript is spliced from 2 exons. The coding region runs from base 1 to 2331 and encodes 776 amino acids. Lineage: Eukaryota; Fungi; Ascomycota; Dothideomycetes; Pleosporales; Pleosporaceae.
AUGAUUGUGCGGGAGAGCCCCAAGUCAAAAGUCAAGAACAACCAGCCCAACUGGCCCCCGCAGUCGCCCGUCGAAGCCCUUCUCAGCUCGCCAUCCGGCCGUAAGAGGUACGAGAGCCGCCGCCAGCGCGACUCAGCAUCGCCAUCCCCCUCGAAACGCCGCCCAAUGUCGCGCGGAGGUGUGCCAGCCGGCAGCGAUGGAGAGGAGGAUGAGGAGACACUCCAGCUGCAACUCCAGGCCAUCGAGGCCAAGCUGAAGCUGAAGGCGCUGCAGAAGAAGAAGAACGAGUCCCAGGAUCUGGAUCGCAAUGGAGCGUCAUCACGAGCGAGCAUGGCCACCGGCAUGCGCAGAAUCGACCUGCCGCGGCCCGAGACCAGGCAAGAGACCGACGUCGAGGUACCGCGAUCACCAGUCCGGAUGCGACAAGCGCCAACCGAGCCGAAGAGUCCUGCGCGCGUCAUGCUGGGCAUAGACAAGGGACUCACAGCCCGCGACGUUAGUCUCAAGCGGCCGGGAAGUGCUGUCAGCGGGCGCAUGUCGCGGCUGGGCUCGUCGAAAGAGGUCGAGCCGCCCAAGAUCAAGUCCUUCAGUGAGCGCAUCGCAGAGAGCAGGAACAAGGAGAAGGAGCGUGAAGAGAAGGAGGACAAGGCUGAACAGAGACGGAGUAGGGGGUUUGGGCUGCAGAACAUCGAAGCGCUGAAAGACCGGCCGUCGCUAUCACGAACCAGCUCAUCUCAGAGUACCGAUACCAAGACUUCACGCGACAUGCCUCCGCCGGCCCUGAGGAAUCACAGCCGAACGCAAAGUCUACAGAACCGUACAUUUGGGGGUCCGCCCACUCCAAGACCAGGCUCCACAUUGUCUUUCAGGCCCGAAAGCUCACGCCCGACCUCGUCCUCUUCCAAGGCCACGUCUAGCAGCUUUGGCUCAACUCCGACAGCCACAAAAUACGCCGAGAUCUCGUCGCGCGACGAAAGCGCCGAUGCUCCUAGUUUCGAAUCGUUCUCUGGUCUCCACCUCAAGUCGAGGGAAAUGCAACACAAUGUAGUCACGCGCACGCUGGAAGGCAAGACGGUCUUGACAAUACCUCAACUGCUGAAAACCGUCAAGGCGCCAGAAUACGAUCCGCCAGAUUGGGAGAACGACUAUGUUGUUCUUGGGGUUAUCUGCUCCAAGUCGACACCGCAAAACUCCAAGAACGCAGCAAAGGACCAGACCAAGGGCAACCAGGACAAGAACUUGGACCAGAACGGCAAGUUUAUGGUUAUUCGUCUCACGGAUCUCAAAUGGGAGCUCGAUCUCUUCCUGUUCGACACUGGCUUUUCGCAAUUCUGGAAACUCCCUCUUGGUACACUAGUCGCCAUACUCAACCCCGAUAUCAUGCCACCACGGAACCGCGAUACCGGCAAAUUCUCGCUGAAGUUGUCAAGUUCUGACGACACCAUCCUUGAACUUGGUACAGCGCGAGAUCUAGACUUCUGCCAUGCACAACGGAAAGACGGCAAGGAGUGUGGUCAGUGGAUCGACGGUCGCAAGACCGAAUUCUGCGAGUUCCACAUCCAACUUCAGGUGGACAAGGCCAAGAAAGGCCGCAUGCAAGUCAACACCAUGACCGGGUUUGGCGGAGGUCCAGGCGGCGGCAUGUUUGGCCGACGCGGUGGCCCGAAAGGUGAUGAACUCAAGAGGGAAGGCAAGUAUCACGACCGAGAACUCCACGAGACCGUCUACAUUGCACCACGUCCCGGCGGCGCAGCCAAACUCAUCGACCGCGACCACCAAAACUGGGAAGGCGGAGCAGGCCGAGAGGACCGCUUCCGCAAGCAACUAGCCGAAAAAGAGAAGGAAAGAGAACUAGCAAAGAAGCUCGGCACGAUGGGAGAUGGCAGUACCGGAGGCGACUACAUGAAGCUCAAGGGUGCUGGUACCCAGAACCUCCCCGCAAGAGGCUACACAUCGUCGCAAGGUUCCUCAGGCGCAAAGCCUGACAAGCCAGCCGACGUAGACUUUACCAGUCUACUUAACCGUACGUCAGCCGAUGUUUCUUUGGCGCCUGUUAAACGUAAACGAACAGCAUCGGCGAAAUCAUCCAACUCGAGCGACCCCGUCGGCUGGGGCUUCAAGUACGGCCGUAUCCCAUCACCGAAGAAGGAUACUUCUUUCCCUUCUGCAUUCCGCGGUACACGCGAAGCCAGUCCAGCGAAGAAGAAGGCGCGUCUCUUGCUAGCCGGAAAAGGCAUCCGCGAGCCAGGCCGCGAGAGUCUCGGCGGUCUCGACGCUGGUCUUAUUGCUGCCAUGGACGACGACGACGAUGACGAUUUGGAAGUUGUUUAA